Messenger RNA from Blastocystis hominis, 1224 nucleotides. RefSeq lists its product as hypothetical. The record is from RefSeq and is a predicted model, not a curated record. Lineage: Eukaryota; Bigyra; Opalinata; Blastocystidae. Gene Ontology annotation, biological process: tRNA dihydrouridine synthesis. The coding region runs from base 1 to 1224 and encodes 407 amino acids. Gene Ontology annotation, molecular function: tRNA dihydrouridine synthase activity; flavin adenine dinucleotide binding. The transcript is spliced from 3 exons.
AUGAGUAAGAAUAUUGAAGCGUGUUCCUGUAAUCAUAGUUAUCAGCGAUAUAUUGUGAGAUUAAUGAGCAAGCACACUACACUCUAUUCUGAAAUGUUUGUCGACGAAAUGCUGAUCCAUUCUCAAUUUCGCUCUAACUUAAUCCGGUUUGACAAAAGUGAGCACCCGAUCAUUGCCCAAUUGGGUGGAAGUAACAAGUACAAAAUGCUUGAAGCUGCCAAAUUGCUGGAAGCAGAAGGGUAUGAUGGUAUCAAUAUCAACUGCGGAUGCCCGAGCCCCAAAGUUGCAGAAGGAUGUUUUGGGGCUCGUCUGAUGCUCUCUCCAUGGAGAGUUUACGACAUCGUGCAGCAUCUCCAGCGUCAUCUAUCGAUACCUGUAACUGUAAAAUGUCGGAUUGGAGUGGAUCGUAUCUAUUUUUUAAAAUUAUGUUUUGCUCAUAACAUCGUAGAAUAUGACAGCUACGAAGAACUAUGCCGUUUUAUCCGGAUAGUGUCAGGUGCUGGCACAGAGCAAGAUAGAAAGUCAUUUGCUUCUGCCAGUGAUGAUGAAGCGGAGAGCGAUCCCCUCAUGCCUCCCGUUCAAUCUGAAUCGGAUGGCAUUCAGAGACAAGAGAUUCAGCCAUGCUAUGGCGCAAAGCAUUUUAUUAUUCAUGCUAGAAAGUGCUUGCUUUCAGGUCUUUCUGCCAAGCAGAACCGUUCCGUUCCACCCCUCCAUUACGAUUGGGUAUAUCGGCUCCUGGACGAUUUUCCGUGCAUUGACUUUUCCAUUAACGGAGGUGUGUUAAGUCUUGGUCAAGCCAAGGAUUUGCUCGAGAGAAAGAGCCAAAGUGGAAGGCAGCUUCGAGGCGUAAUGAUUGGAAGACUUCUAACGAAAGCUCCUUGGAACUUUCAUUUUAUCGAUCAGUUCUUUUAUGGGGAGCCGAACCCUUCUCUGAGUCCUUUUGAGACGGUCAUGAAAUAUGUGGAGUAUUGUGAGCAAAUGGAAAAGAAUGGCUACACGCAGCAUUUCUCGACAAAUGAGCUUCUUAAGCCCCUUUUCAACAUUUUUGUUGAUAUCCCGGGAAGUUUGCGAUGCCGCCGAGAAAUGUUUGAAGCCGUUUGCAAGGAUCACAAACCACUUCGUGAAGCAGUUAUGCAAGGUUUGUCCUAUAUCGACAAGAAUACCCUCCAUGAUCGAUCUCCUGGAGAUCCUAAUCGGUUGCACGAGUACUGUGCCCCUAAGUAG